UCCAACGCAUAGUUGUGUCAUACCUUUUUAAUAACUAAUAGGUAGUUUCAACUGGCAAUAUUUCGCGGAUAUCAAAUUUUAUUUAUUUACGUUUUUCGGAGUGGGAAAACGCGCACCAUAGCAGCUCGAUUUAAAACGAAUUUUCGUAACUUAAAUGACGAUUUUUUUUAAAAUGAUAUCUUUAGUAUUUGUUCUCCUUACUUUAAUAUCAAUUCCCGAGUUGAUGUUAUUCGGUAGUGAGAAUCUGGACUAAGGGUGCUCGAUAUCUCGCAUCUUGCUUCGUCAAGGCGUUGGUCAAAUGUUGAAACUGACGGUUUGCAUCAUCAGUUCUGACGUGCCUUAGUUCCAUGGCAACCUCACAGUGAAACGAUGAGCUGAGACGUCAGUAGGCGGGACAACGGCUUUCAUCUAUCACUACGGCCGAUUACAGAUGUCAUAAAUCACAAACAUUCGCUCACAAUCCUAACACACCCCACACACCCGUUCACAUUAGCAUGUGAAUACAGCUCCUUUGUUUGAAUAUCUGCUCACGAGAACUAAAUAGGACAGAAAGCUCUGGACGCUCCACAAACGCAGUUGCCUCACGUCCGUGCCAUUCUUUUCCUUUCUUCCGCUUCCGGACUAAGGCUCAUUGUGUUGCUGCUUUACAAGUUAAACCUGAGAGUAAAUUUUAAUCUCCCUCUGCUUUGUUGUUUCACCGUGAACAAAACAACCAGUUCCGAUCGCAAAGAAUGGUGUUAGCAUUCAAAUUAAUUGACAGGCAGAUGCACAGGUGUACAAACACAGGUUGCAGACGUUCAACGGCCCACAUAAAGACUCGUGGGUGUUCUGUGUCCAAUAAAGAGCCAGUGACUGCUGGUCAUCGACUGACACCCAGUCGGAGUUCUUCUCGAUACAGCAAAGAACGUUCCUUAUUCCAGAGUGAUGCUGCUGGCUAUCUUCAUCGUCACCUUGGCAGGCGUCAACGCCUAUGUCAACGAGUACGACCAGCCCUUCACCUUCAAAUGUCCAGCCAGUCGGGUCCUCUCCUCCAUCGCCAGCGUCAACCACAACUACUACGAAGAUCGUAUAUGGGACUUCGGCUGUACUAUUCAUCCACUGGAAGCCUCCAUAACUGACUGUGAAUGGACAUCUACCUAUGCCAAUGAAUUCAAAGAGGCAAUGGUCUUCCAGUGUACGGGAGAAGGUUUCAUCACCGGAGUAGAGAGUUACCAUGACAACCGCUACGAAGACAGACGCUUCAAAUUCCAGUGCUGCCAAAGUCCUCGUACCGUUGUGCAUUCCUGCUACUUCACAACAUGGACCAACAACUUUGACGGAAACCAAAACUUUUCUCUUCCCAAAGGAAAGCUUCUGAGAGGAGUCGUCAGCAUCUACGACACAUACUACAAGGAUCGUCGUUACCAGUUCGAAAUUUGUGACGUUAAUAACCAACCGUAUUGAGCAGCUCAAGCACCUAUCAGCUGACAAGUCUUUCCCUGUGUCUUCGUUCCACUGCUCUGCAUUAAUGACGGAGCUAGUGCUCGACUAACUCGGGUGGAAUUUCGUUUCGAGAUGUAACGGAUGUAACCCAAGUUAAAAUAAAUUUCUUUCCAGAGCGCGAGAGUGUAUGUGUGUUUCUUUGUGAAUGAUGAGGAGGAACGGCACUCGUGUACACUGAAAACUGCCAAUCAUUCAUUUCAAUUACGAAGUAAACUGUUUUCCGCCACAUCAACUCUUCUGGGAUUUGGUCCACCUCCGGGGAUUUUAUUCCCCUCAGCCUCCAAAUAGGCCAAUUGAUCUCUUCCUAAAUGACUUUGCAGGACUGAGAGUUGUAAAGGUCGGUACAGUACUACGUCCGCUGUUCAAAGUCUUGUCAUCCGAGAGCUCGACCCUCUGUCUUUGAUGCCUGACGUUUUCUGCUGACCCUCAUGGGUGAGAGUCGUAAGACCUUGCUGUUGUCACCCCAGGCCAUGCCCUCGUCAAUCUCACGUUAUGUCUUCGAUCCUGAUUUCCAGGGCUGCCUUCACCUCUUUACGGACCCUGGCUUAUAGUGGCUCAUCCUCUCACUUUACGGCGCGCAAAGGUUCAAAAUCUUCUUCGUGACCCUAGGCUUUCCGCGCCUUUGGAUGCCCGAGAACCUUCUCGGUCGAGAACAAGAGCACCUAUUUAAUGUGACCCGACAGGGUUUAAACAUUGCAAACGGUUAGACCUUUUGUGAGUAGAUUCGUCAGAUCCACACAAAAUUGUCAUUACUACACAUUAUCUUAUUUUAAACCUCGUCUUCAGCGAGACAGUCUUCCACAACACUAAUUAUAAUAGGCAUUAAACUCCUCUAAACAAAUGUUGAUAUAAAAUUUAAUGAUUUAAAGCGACAGUCGAGAACAAUCAAGUUGGGAUUAAUCAAUAUACGACGUUAUUUGACAUAGAAUACAACAUGAAAAAACUUAAUGCCAUUUUCAUUUUGUAAACCACAUGUAUUUUUACCACUGACUAGUUUGACAGCCCGUUGUUAACAUUCUUAUUUGUUACAAGCAACAAUAUUUUAAUAUAAGUUUUAAAAUUCUUGUAUAAGAUUUUGGUUAUGCAUACAAUUUUUAUUUCACCCAACAAAUCAGAGGUAAACAAAAUAAAUAAAA
Messenger RNA from Pomacea canaliculata, 2618 nucleotides. RefSeq names its product dermatopontin-like. The record is from RefSeq and is a predicted model, not a curated record. NCBI's taxonomy places the organism in Eukaryota, Metazoa, Mollusca, Gastropoda, Architaenioglossa, Ampullariidae. Bases 925 to 1443 code for a protein of 172 amino acids. The transcript has 5 exons.